AUGCUCAACAAGCUGCACGGCCAGCCCGACAGCUAUGACCGCAAAUCUCGAUACCGCUUCGGAAAGACACUGGGCGCCGGCACAUAUGGCAUCGUCCGUGAGGCCGACUGCCCCGAGGGCAAGGUCGCUGUCAAAAUCAUUCUGAAGAAGAACGUAAAAGGCAAUGAGCAGAUGGUGUACGACGAGCUGGAGAUGUUGCAGCGCAUGAAACACCCACAUAUUGUCAAGUUCCACGACUGGUUCGAGUCAAGGGACAAGUACUACAUUGUGACUCAACUGGCAACCGGCGGAGAGCUGUUCGACCGCAUUUGCGAGAAGGGAAAGUUCACUGAGAAAGACGCCGCCGAGACGAUCAGACAGGUCCUUGAGGCAGUCAACUACCUCCACGAGAACAACGUUGUGCACAGAGAUCUCAAGCCCGAGAAUCUUCUCUACCUCACACGCGACGCUCACUCAUCACUCGUGCUGGCCGACUUUGGUAUCGCCAAGAUGCUCGACUCCAAGAGCGAAGUCCUCACUACAAUGGCUGGAUCCUUCGGAUAUGCUGCACCUGAGGUUAUGCUGAAGAAAGGGCACGGAAAGCCUGUCGACAUGUGGUCGAUGGGAGUCAUCACUUACACACUUCUCUGCGGUUACUCUCCAUUCCGAUCAGAGAACCUGGCCGAUCUUAUCGAGGAGUGCAAGAACGGACGUGUCGUCUUCCACGAGCGAUACUGGAAGGAGGUCAGCAAGGAAGCCAAGGAGUUCAUCACGUUGCUACUACAGCCAGACCCAAACAAGCGACCUACGAGCAAGGUAAGCGGCGCGACGGCUAGUGACCACAACUUGCUGCCUGAGAUUCGCGCGUAUGUUGCAAAGGCCCGUCUCAAGCGCGGUAUCGAGCUUGUCAAGCUUGCGAACCGCAUCGAAGCGCUCAAGAUGCAAGAGGACGAAGAGGAGGACGCUCCAGAAGAAACUCCUGAUGCUGGCACUGGAAAGGGACCCGGACGUCUAAGCAGGAUCGCAAAGGGAGCCAUCUUCCGAGAAGUGGUUUUGGCCAAAGUACGAGAAAUGAAGGAGGCAGAGGCAAGGGCCGAGUUCGAGAAGAAGGCCACCGAGAGCGGAACCAAGAAGGCUUGA
Parastagonospora nodorum SN15 is the source of this 1119-nucleotide messenger RNA. RefSeq lists its product as hypothetical. The record is from RefSeq and is a predicted model, not a curated record. Gene Ontology annotation, molecular function: calcium/calmodulin-dependent protein kinase activity; ATP binding. Gene Ontology annotation, biological process: cellular response to oxidative stress; protein phosphorylation. Lineage: Eukaryota; Fungi; Ascomycota; Dothideomycetes; Pleosporales; Phaeosphaeriaceae. The transcript has 6 exons. The coding region runs from base 1 to 1119 and encodes 372 amino acids.